This is a messenger RNA of Sorghum bicolor (sorghum), 1196 nucleotides long. Its product is annotated as 50S ribosomal protein L11. Gene Ontology annotation, cellular component: ribosome; large ribosomal subunit. NCBI's taxonomy places the organism in Eukaryota, Viridiplantae, Streptophyta, Magnoliopsida, Poales, Poaceae. Gene Ontology annotation, biological process: translation. The coding region runs from base 130 to 783 and encodes 217 amino acids. Gene Ontology annotation, molecular function: large ribosomal subunit rRNA binding; structural constituent of ribosome. The record is from RefSeq and is a predicted model, not a curated record. The transcript is spliced from 4 exons.
CGAGGGGAGUCCUGGCCACACCUGCGGAUUAGAUAGGAGGCAGGGAGGGAAGAACACCUCACCGCUGCACUGCUCCUUCGCGGCGCUGCUUCUCUCCCUCUCCCGGCUCCCCUCCUCCCCCGCGCCGCGAUGAACACGGCCAUGGCCACCACUUCCUUAUCCCUCCAAGGCCGCCCUUCCCAUGCCCCCACCAGGAAGCUCUCCUCCCCGUUUCUCGGCGCCCCCGCGUCCUUCCUCCGGCCGCUGGCGCCCGCGCCCGCCGCCGCCCCCUCCUCGCGGCGGACUCUCGCCGUCAGGGCCAUGGCGCCGCCCAAGCCGGGAGGCAAGGCCAAGAAAGUGGUGGGCCUUAUAAAGCUGGCCCUCGAGGCCGGCAAGGCGACGCCGGCGCCGCCCGUCGGCCCGGCGCUCGGUGCCAAGGGUGUCAACAUCAUGGCGUUCUGCAAGGAGUACAAUGCCAAGACGGCCGACAAGCCCGGCUACAUCAUCCCCGUCGAGAUCACCGUGUUUGAUGAUAAGAGCUUUACCUUCGUCUUGAAGACCCCUCCGGCUUCGGUCCUGCUACUCAAGGCUGCAGGUGUCGAAAAAGGUUCGAAAGAGCCACAACGAGCGAAGGUGGGAAAAGUAACGGCGGAUCAAGUGCGUGCAAUAGCUCAAGAGAAGUUGCCAGACUUGAACUGCAAGAGCAUCGACUCUGCUAUGAGGAUCAUCGCUGGCACCGCCGCUAACAUGGGCAUCGAUAUCGAUCCUCCAAUCCUUGUGAAGAAGGAAAAGGUCCUCUUGUAGUUUGUUUUGCUGGCACACGCAGAUCAUCCCACCAAUGGCCAUUUGUAGAUUAUGCUUUCCUUUUUUGCUCGUCAAUUCGCUGUGCCUACUUGAAGCGUUUUCCUCUGGUUCCAGUGACCUUGUUCCACAGUCUUACCAUCUGGUGUAGGAGCUUCAACUUUUCCUUGCCAAAUCCAUGUAAAAGGGGUAUCCCAAGCCAUUGGGCACCCAAAUUGUCUUGGGAGAUCUUCUCUGUAUAUCACGUCAGAAAUGGGCCCUUGGGCCUUGGGCCGUGGCCUUUUGCACCAUUACAGUUGCCUAGCACAAUUGGUCCGAAGAGAGCAGGGUGUUACAUUUUGAGAAUUACUGUACAUCAAGACCUAACGGCGCCCACAAGGCCACAAUUGCAGUAACAACAUAUAACUAUUGUGUCA